Talpa occidentalis (Iberian mole) is the source of this 414-nucleotide messenger RNA. Its product is annotated as endogenous retrovirus group K member 19 Pro protein-like. Lineage: Eukaryota; Metazoa; Chordata; Mammalia; Eulipotyphla; Talpidae. The transcript has a single exon. The record is from RefSeq and is a predicted model, not a curated record. Gene Ontology annotation, molecular function: aspartic-type endopeptidase activity. Gene Ontology annotation, biological process: proteolysis. The coding region runs from base 1 to 414 and encodes 137 amino acids.
AUGGCACUAAAAAUUCAGGGAAAAGACUUCAUCGGCCUCAGGGAUAUGGGUGCAGAUACCUCGAUCAUAGCGUUUAAACAUUGGCCAUCGUCAUGGCCUCUUCAGGAGGUCCACACCACCCUUCAGGGCCUGGGGUCCACAAAAAAUCCUCAACGCAGCUCGGCAGUUCUGUCCUGGACACAUGAAGAGGGCCACUCUGGACAGUUUCAACCUUAUGUUCUCCCAAAUAUCCCCAUGAACUUGUGGGGAAAGGAUGUCCUCAGUGCUAUGGGGGCGCUAUUGGUGGUGGGGUCUCAGGUUACCCAGAUGAUGAUUAAUAGUGGAUACACCCUAGGAAAAGGUUUGGGGAAGUCAGAACAGGGCCCUACCUCUUUUGACCUCCAUUCGAACGUUAGGGCGGACGGGGACCGUUGA